Chrysochloris asiatica (Cape golden mole) is the source of this 4687-nucleotide messenger RNA. It is a transcript of the gene SPAG9, whose product is annotated as sperm associated antigen 9. The transcript is spliced from 30 exons. Gene Ontology annotation, cellular component: cytoplasm. The coding region runs from base 68 to 4030 and encodes 1320 amino acids. Lineage: Eukaryota; Metazoa; Chordata; Mammalia; Afrosoricida; Chrysochloridae. Gene Ontology annotation, biological process: vesicle-mediated transport. Gene Ontology annotation, molecular function: MAP kinase scaffold activity; signaling receptor complex adaptor activity; kinesin binding. The record is from RefSeq and is a predicted model, not a curated record.
CGUCCCGUACGGGCCCGCGCCGCCCCUUCAGCCGGCGACGCCCCGGGUUGCCAGCCCGCCCGCCACCAUGGAGCUGGAGGACGGUGUGGUGUACCAGGAGGAGCCCGGCGGCUCCGGGGCCGUGAUGUCGGAACGAGUGUCCGGCCUGGCCGGCUCCAUCUACCGCGAGUUCGAGCGGCUCAUCGGGCGCUACGACGAGGAGGUGGUCAAGGAGCUGAUGCCGCUGGUGGUGGCCGUGCUGGAGAAUCUGGACUCGGUGUUCGCGCAGGACCAAGAGCACCAGGUGGAGCUGGAGCUCCUGCGGGACGACAACGAGCAGCUCAUCACCCAGUACGAGCGGGAGAAGGCGCUGCGCAAGCAUGCCGAGGAGAAAUUUAUUGAAUUUGAAGACUCUCAAGAACAGGAAAAAAAGGAUUUACAGACCCGAGUGGAGUCUUUAGAAUCUCAAACAAGACAACUUGAACUCAAAGCAAAAAAUUAUGCUGACCAGAUUAGCAGACUUGAAGAAAGAGAAGCAGAACUGAAGAAGGAAUAUAAUGCAUUACAUCAAAGACACACUGAGAUGAUUCAUAAUUAUAUGGAACACUUAGAAAGAACAAAACUUCAUCAGCUCUCAGGGAGUGAUUCACUAGAAUCCACAGCUCACGGUAGAAUCAGGAAAGAACGCCCUAUAUCAUUAGGGAUCUUCCCUUUGCCUGCGGGAGAUGGACUGCUUACACCUGACACUCAGAAAGGAAGUGAGACUCCUGGAUCAGAACAAUGGAAAUUUCAGGAAUUAAGUCAACCACGUUCUCACACCAGUCUAAAGGAUGAACUUUCUGAUGUUAGCCAAGGAGGAUCUAAAGCUACCACUCCAGCCUCCACAGCUGCGUCAGAUGUGGCAGCUAUUCCUAUUGAUAGUCCCUUAAAGGAGGAAAACGAAGGAUUUGUGAAGGCUGCAGAUACCCCAACUAAGUCUGAGAUAAGCAAGCAUAUUGAAGUACAAGUAGCCCAAGAAACUAGAAAUGUAUCAACUGGCUCUGCUGAAAAUGAAGAGAAGUCAGAAGUUCAAGCAAUCAUUGAUUCCACUCCUGAGUUGGAUAUGGAUAAAGAUCUCAGUGGAUAUAAAGGCUCAAGCACUCCUACCAAAGGCAUAGAGAACAAAGCUUUUGAUCGCAAUACCGAAUCUCUCUUUGAAGAACUGUCUUCAGCUGGCUCAGGCCUAAUUGGAGAUGUGGAUGAAGGAGCAGAUUUACUAGGAAUGGGUCGUGAAGUUGAGAAUCUUAUAUUAGAAAAUACACAACUGUUGGAAACCAAAAAUGCUUUGAAUGUGGUGAAGAAUGAUUUGAUAGCAAAAGUAGAUGAACUGACCUGUGAGAAAGAUGUGCUACAAGGGGAACUGGAGGCUGUGAAACAAGCCAAACUGAAGCUAGAGGAAAAGAACAAAGAACUGGAGGAAGAGCUUAGGAAAGCUCGUGCAGAAGCUGAAGAUGCAAGGCAAAAAGCAAAAGAUGAUGAUGAUAGUGACAUUCCCACAGCGCAGAGGAAGCGGUUUACUAGAGUAGAAAUGGCCCGCGUUCUAAUGGAGCGAAACCAAUAUAAAGAGAGACUGAUGGAGCUUCAGGAAGCAGUUCGGUGGACAGAGAUGAUUCGAGCAUCAAGAGAAAAUCCUGCCAUGCAGGAAAAAAAAAGAUCAAGCAUUUGGCAGUUUUUCAGCCGACUUUUCAGCUCCUCAAGCAAUACUACUAAGAAGCCCGAACCACCCGUGAACCUGAAGUAUAAUGCGCCGACCUCUCAUGUUACUCCUUCGGUCAAGAAAAGAAGCAGUACCUUGUCUCAACUCCCAGGAGAUAAAUCCAAAGCCUUUGAUUUCCUGAGUGAAGAAACGGAAGUGAGUUUAGCCUCACGCAGAGAGCAAAAGCGUGAACAGUACCGUCAGGUCAAGGCACAUGUACAGAAGGAAGAUGGCAGAGUGCAGGCUUUUGGCUGGAGUCUGCCUCAGAAGUACAAACAGGUAACUAAUGGUCAAGGGGAAAAUAAGAUGAAAAAUUUACCUGUGCCUGUCUAUCUCAGACCAUUAGAUGAAAAAGAUACAUCUAUGAAAUUAUGGUGUGCUGUUGGCGUCAAUUUGUCUGGAGGGAAGACCAGAGAUGGUGGGUCUGUUGUUGGAGCAAGUGUGUUUUACAAGGAUGUCACUGCUUUGGAUUCCGAAGGAAGUAAACAGCGAAGUGCAUCUCAGAGUAGUUUGGAUAAGUUAGAUCAGGAGCUUAAGGAACAGCAAAAGGAGUUAAAAAAUCAAGAAGAAUUAUCUAGUCUAGUCUGGAUUUGUACCAGCACUCAUUCAGCUACAAAAGUUAUCAUCAUUGAUGCUAUUCAGCCAGGCAACAUCCUAGACAGCUUCACUGUUUGCAACUCUCACGUUCUGUGUAUUGCAAGUGUACCAGGAGCACGAGAAACAGACUAUCCUGCAGGUGAAGAGAUUUCAGAGUCUAGUCAGGUAGACAAAGCAUCUCUAUGUGGAAGCAUGACCAGCAAUAGCUCAGCAGAAACAGCCAGCGUGUUGGGAGGGAUCACAGUGGUUGGUUGUUCCACAGAGGCUGUAACAGGAGCUACUGUUUCACCCACUACCAACGGUGCUUCUCCAGUGACGGAAAACCCACCAGAAAUGGAAACAGAAAAUAGCGAGGUUGAUGAAAAUGUUCCAACAGCAGAAGAAGCAACUGAAGCCACAGAAGGCAACGCAGGGUCAGCUGAAGACACCGUGGACAUCUCCCAAACUGGCGUGUAUACAGAGCAUGUCUUUACAGAUCCUUUGGGAGUUCAAAUCCCAGAAGACCUCUCCCCAGUGUAUCAGUCAAGUAAUGACUCAGAUGUGUAUAAAGAUCAAAUAUCAGUAUUGCCAAAUGAACAAGACCUGGUGCGAGAAGAAGCCCAGAAAAUGAGUAGCCUUUUACCAACCAUGUGGCUUGGGGCUCAGAACGGCUGUCUGUAUGUCCAUUCAUCUGUAGCCCAGUGGAGGAAAUGUCUCCAUUCCAUCAAGCUUAAAGAUUCGAUUCUCAGUAUUGUACACGUGAAAGGAAUUGUGUUGGUGGCACUAGCUGAUGGCACCCUUGCAAUCUUUCACCGAGGGGUCGAUGGGCAGUGGGAUUUGUCAAACUACCACCUGUUAGACCUUGGGCGGCCUCACCAUUCCAUCCGCUGCAUGACUGUGGUACACGACAAAGUCUGGUGUGGCUAUCGGAACAAAAUCUACGUGGUCCAGCCAAAGGCCAUGAAAAUAGAGAAAUCAUUCGAUGCACAUCCCAGGAAGGAGAGCCAAGUACGGCAGCUGGCAUGGGUGGGUGACGGUGUGUGGGUCUCUAUUCGGCUGGAUUCCACACUCCGUCUCUAUCACGCACACACUUAUCAACACCUACAGGAUGUGGACAUUGAGCCUUAUGUAAGCAAAAUGUUAGGUACUGGGAAACUGGGCUUCUCUUUUGUGAGGAUCACAGCUCUUAUGGUGUCUUGCAAUCGUUUGUGGGUGGGGACUGGAAAUGGUGUCAUUAUCUCCAUCCCUUUGACAGAAACCGUAAUCCUCCACCAGGGACGUUUACUGGGGCUGAGGGCGAAUAAAACCUCAGGAGCACCAGGCAGUCGCCCUGGAAGUGUAAUCCGUGUGUACGGUGAUGAGAACAGUGAUAAAGUGACUCCAGGGACAUUUAUUCCCUACUGCUCAAUGGCGCAUGCCCAGCUCUGCUUCCACGGGCACCGGGAUGCCGUGAAGUUCUUUGUGGCGGUCCCUGGUCAAGUCAUCAACCCCCAGAGUGGCAGUAGUGGCACUGAUGUUGCAGCUGACAAAGCCGGGCCAGCCGCACAGGAGCCUGGCACUCAGACACCCUUGAAGUCUAUGCUGGUCAUCAGUGGAGGAGAGGGCUACAUAGACUUCCGCAUGGGUGAUGAAGGUGGAGACUCAGAACUUCUCGGCGAGGACCUUCCACUGGAACCCUCUGUCGUCAAAGCAGAAAGGAGUCACUUGAUAGUGUGGCAAGUGAUGUGCGGCAGUGAGUGAACCCAUGAGAGACCAGGGACUGUGGGACACCGCCGCCUCUUCUGCAUGGUUUACUUUUCCUUUCCCCCUUUAUUUCAUGCUCUUUCUGUGAAAUAAGUUUCACCACAAAAUGUGUGAGCAUUUUCUUCCUGUUAACUUUUAUGACAAAAUCUGUCCUAACAUACCAAUACAAGAGCUCGCUGUCCCACUGCACCAGUGUUAUUGGCACUUCAGUGUAUUAGGAACAAAUCAAAGGGCGUGUACUUUCUGCAAACUGGUGAACUGCAGAAAGCAGUCCAGAUGUGGUUUACUUGGCCACAGUCUAAUGUCACCUGACUUCGUUUGAUGGGGCUACUGUUUAGCUGUCACUAAUAAUGGAAUUAAUGGAAAACACUUGAGAAAUUAAACUGUACCACUAAGUACAAUAGCAAAGGUUUCCCCAGUGUAUUAUGAAAUGAACACAAGUUAAUACCAGCUGGGUUAUCAGGAUUUCUCGAAAUGUCUUGAGAGCUAAAAGCUAACUACAAAUGACUUUACCUCUCACUUUCAAAUCUGAAAAAAAAAAUCUUGUUUAUAUGGUAUAUAAAAUUUUGUUUUCAUCACAUUUUGGGGGGUUUAUAUUAAAGAAAUUAAUUAAGAAAUUAAGACUACACUAUUUACAUAAAAGUUUUGUGUUUC